AUGACAUAUUGUUUAUUUUCUUCAAAAAUCGACAAAAUCAUAUAUGACAUAUCUACUAAACCUGGAUCUGGUGGUGUAGGCACCCCAUUUACCAAGCAAUCUUAAGUUUAAAAUUAAACAUCAGUUAAAGUUUAAGAAACAUACGAUAUGGCACACUUAGGUUUUGGAUUACUUAUAAGUGUGGAAUAUUGGGUCGGAAAAACUAUAGAAAAAGCUGAGUUUAUGGGAAAAGAAAGACUUGUAGUAAAAAUUAUUGUGUGGUCAGAUUUUCCUCGUGUAUCUUAUUUUUGA
Ichthyophthirius multifiliis is the source of this 291-nucleotide messenger RNA. RefSeq lists its product as hypothetical. The record is from RefSeq and is a predicted model, not a curated record. The transcript is spliced from 2 exons. NCBI's taxonomy places the organism in Eukaryota, Ciliophora, Oligohymenophorea, Hymenostomatida.